Vigna unguiculata (cowpea) is the source of this 903-nucleotide messenger RNA. RefSeq lists its product as uncharacterized. NCBI's taxonomy places the organism in Eukaryota, Viridiplantae, Streptophyta, Magnoliopsida, Fabales, Fabaceae. The record is from RefSeq and is a predicted model, not a curated record.
AUGUCUGAACAGGUCCCACAUCAAUACAUCAUGCCCAAGUUACCCCCAUACACAGGCACCUCAGAUCCAGAAGCACACUUGAAGGCUUUUAGAGCCCAGAUUCUUAUCUCCGGAGGAAGCGAUGCGAUAAAAUGCAAAGUCUUCGUAGGCACACUAGCCCACGGAGCACUCAAGUGGUUCGGAGGGAUCCAAAAGGGUACCAUCACAUCCUUUCCAGUUUUCACGCGAUUAUUCAUCGAGCGGUUCGCGGCAAACAGAGCAAAACCGCCACGGAUCACAGACCUUUUUGACAUAAGACAAGGAUCGAACGAGCCCCUUCGAGAAUAUAUAAACCGCUUUUGUGACGCCAGCACUAGCAUCUCUAAUUCAGACGAAGAAAUUCUGGUAGACGCUUUCCUUAAGGGACUGCGCGCCAACUCCUUCAGUGAUUCUCUAGUCAGAAACCUGGCUAUCUCGCUAGCUGAAAUUAGAGUCAGGGCAUAUAUCCACAUAGAGGCCGAUGACGUGAUGCGCCACAAGCGACGCCAGGAACGUAGGUCGGAGGGAGAUGCAAAGACAAAAGCUCCUCGAAAAAGGUACGACGAUGCCGACAAGGCCAGACAACCAGACUGGAGGUAUGCACCUUACAUCGCCCAAACUUCCAUUAUCAAUCGGACAGGGCGAAGUAGCGGCAACUUUCGUCCCCAGCUACAACUUAAAUCUACCAAAAUCGAUGUUCUAAAAGAUGUCGAUGUUAAUGUACAUCUCCGCUUUCCCGAGCCGACCACAAGAACGUUGGGCCGCGAUCAAAAGACCUGGUGCGAAUUUCACCAAGCCUGGGGCCACGACACAGAACGUUGCUUUACAUUGACAGAACAACUAUUACGAUUAAAAGAUAAGGGAUACCUCGAUAAACACCUUUGA